AGGGGAGGGGGCCACUUGGAAAAGAUGCCCGCGCAUUGGGCCCUGGCUGGGCUGCCGGCGGCGCUGCUGUGGAUGGAGAUGGCGGUGUCUCUGGCCCAGGGGCAGUGCCAGGUCCACGGGACGACGGUGGACUGCUCCGGCCUCCACCUGCUGCAGGUACCCCCAGCGCUGCCCCGGGACACCGAGGUCCUCGACCUGUCCUACAACGGGAUCGGAGGCAUCCAGGACUCGGACUUUGCCCGGUUGCCCCGCCUGCGGGUCCUGAGGCUAAACUACAACAACAUCUCCCGGCUGGCCGAGGCCGCCUUCGCCUCCAAUCCCUGGCUGGAGGAGCUGAACCUCUUCAACAACUCCCUCCGCACCAUGCCCGGCUCGGUGCUGGCGCCGCUGCCGAGACUGGUCCGCCUCGACCUCUCCAACAACCUGUACCGGACGGUCAGGCUGAGCCCGGCCUUUGCCAACCUCUCCAACCUCCGGGACCUCUCCAUCGGAGGGGAGCUGAUCCACGCCCUGCGGAGGGGCGACCUCUCCCCGCUCAGCCGCACCCGUCUCACCAGGUUGGCCCUGAAGACCGGCUCCAGCCUGGCCGAGUACGAGGCGGGCUCCCUGUCCGUGCUGAGGUCGCAGUCGGUGUGGACGGACAUUGCGGUGGACCGCCGGCCCCAGCUCCUCCCCGCCCUCCUCUCCGACCUCUACCGCACCCCCGCCACCUCGCUGCGCCUCCGCCGCCUCUUCGAGUUCACCUACUACGCUGGCGACGAGGACCUCUUCCGCGGGCUGCGGGACAGCCGCAUCCGCAACCUCACCUUCUUCCGCGGCAAGUUCAGCGAGAAGCUGCUGGGCUUCAUCCUCCUCAACCUGCAGGGGUCGGCGGUGCGGAACCUGACGCUGGAGGCCAUAGACUUCGCCCGCUCGCCCAACGCCAGCGCCGGCCUGCCCGACAUCACCGGCCUGGAGCUUGAGCACCUUAGCCUGCAGGACAUCAGCAACCCCGACGUGCUGAGGUUCAACCAGGGCUUCGGCUGGCUGGGCGAGGUCCGCUCGCUGCUCAUCAACCAGAUCGCCUUCAAUUAUGUCCCGUGCGGAGCCUGGAGGCAGAUGAGGCGGGCGCGGCUGAUCGACAUCUCCCGCAACCAGCUGCGGGAGGACUACAUCUACAACCGGCGCUGCCAGUACGCGGGCACCAUGCAGAUGUUAGAGGAGUUCCGCCUGGGCGUCAACCUGAUCGGCAGCCUGCGGGCGGUCGCCCUGCUGACAGCCCGCUGGCCGGUCCUCAGCACCAUCGACCUCAGCCACAACCUCAUCGGCCCGUGCCAGCCGCCCUGCCCCUGGGGCCCGGCCCUGGGCCGGCUGGUCCUCCACCACAACCCCGCCGACCCUUCCACCUUCGCCUGCCUGCCCCGCACCCUGCGCUACCUCGACCUGUCCCACUGUCAGCUGGAGCGCCUGGAACCCGCCUGGUUCUCCCGCGCUCCCAACCUCAGCACGCUGCUGCUCAGCGGCAACCGCCUCAAGUUCAUCCCGGCCGGCUGGCGGGCCCCCGCCCUGCGGAGGCUGGAGCUGGACGGCAACUCCUUCGGGGCGAUCGGGCCCGGCUCCUUCCGCCUGAUGCCCCUCCUGAGGAGCCUGGGCGCGGGGGACAACCCCUACCACUGCACCUGCGACCUGCACCGCUUCCUCUCCGAGGCGCGCUCCGGCCGCCUGCUCCUGCUCGGCUGGCCGGCCGCCUACGUCUGCUACCACCCGCCCGCCCUGCUGGACACCCGGCUGGCCGACUACUCGCCGGGGCGGCUGCAGUGCGAGGUGGGGCUGGCGCUGGCCAUCUCCGUCUCGGCCAGCGCGCUGCUGGCGGUGGGGGCCACGCUGGUGUGCUGGCGCUACGACCUGCCCUGGUACGUCCGGGCCACCUGGCAGGUGGUGCGCUCCCGCUACCGGAGCUCGGAGAGGUCCCGGGACCCCGGCCGCCCCCCGCCCACCUUCCACGCCUUUGUGUCCUACAGCCGGGCGGAUGCCGAAUGGGUGAUGCAGCAGCUGCUGGCCCGGCUGGAGGCGGGACGGAGCCCCUACCGGGUGUGCAUCCACGAACGGGACUUCACGCCGGGCCGCUGGAUCAUCGACAACAUCAUCGAGAACAUGGAGCGGAGCCGCAAAGUGCUCUUCGUGCUGUCCCGCGGCUUCGUCGACAGCGAGUGGUGCAACUACGAGCUGUACUUCGCGCACCAGCGGCCGCUCGGCCGCUCCCUGCGGGACGCCGUGCUAUUGCUGCUGGAGCCCAUCUGCCCCCGCUCGCUGCCCAGCCGCUUCUGCCGCCUGCGCCGCCUCCUCGACUCCCGCACCUACCUGGAGUGGCCGGCCGAGCCCAGCCGCCAGCCCUUCUUCUGGGCGCAGCUCAGGGGCCUGCUGGGCAAGCCCGAGGACGAGGUGUCCUCCCCGGCUGCCCAGCCCAGCUGAGUCCGUCCGGUCGUGUCCCCCCGCCCCAAGGGGAUCUCUACAGGGAGGUACAGCAGGGGAAAGGCCCUUCGGCCCAACUCGUGCCCACAACCCCAACUGCCCCACAU
Molecule: messenger RNA, 2558 nt
Organism: Pristis pectinata (smalltooth sawfish)
Lineage: Eukaryota; Metazoa; Chordata; Chondrichthyes; Rhinopristiformes; Pristidae
Gene: tlr18
Product: toll-like receptor 18
Exons: 1
Coding region: 25-2451 (808 amino acids)
Biological process (GO): toll-like receptor signaling pathway; inflammatory response; immune response
Cellular component (GO): membrane
Molecular function (GO): protein binding; transmembrane signaling receptor activity
Source: RefSeq, a predicted model, not a curated record